UAAUUUGAAUAAUGAGUUGAAUAAUGGCCUACGUAGUCACCUUGCUCCACAACAACAACCAUGUAAAAUAAAACCAACUCACUUUAAAUUUUUUCUUCUUCUUCUUCUUCUUCUUCUUCUUGGGGAUUAAGUUAAGUUUCGGAACCGAGACUCAGACAUGGCGAGACGACUCUAUCUUCUUCCCCAAAAACUCAUCUUCACAACCUCUUCCAUUCCCCAAAACUCACGACCACUUCCUCUUUCCCACUUCUUCAGCUCCGAGCCCGACACUGAAGCUUCUUCCAACCUUAACUCCGGAGAUUCGAUGGCUAACCUCAGCAGAGACGAAGAACGCCUUGAAAAGGUUCAGAAAAUUCGACAUCUUCUCCAACAAGGCAGUGUGGAUACUGCUCAGAGGCUAAUCGGGUCUCUUGUUUCCUCAAAAUCUCAUUUUUCUUCUCCCUAUGAUCUUUACUCUCUCUUAUCUAUCUCCGCUGCGCCUUCCAUGAGACCUGCUUUAUCAAAUAUUAUAUUAUCGGCUUGUUUGGAAUCUAAAAUGGUCGCCGAAGCCAUGGAGUUGUAUGGUUUGGUGAAGAAAGAUGGUGUGGUUCCUUCUUUGAACACGGUUCAUAUGUUGUUUGAGUCUCUGGUGUCUACGAAACAGUAUGGGAAAAUGCUCGAGUUGUUUUCUGAGCUUGUUGAUUCAGGUAUUCGACCCGAUAAGUUCACGUAUGGGAAAGCGAUUCAGGCUGCGGUUAAAUUGGGUGACAUGAAAAGGGCUAUGGAGCUUAUGAAUUACAUGAAGACGAGACAUAUUAGCCCUUCUGUGUUUAUAUACAAUGUCUUGCUUGGUGGGUUGUGCAGAGAGAAGAGAACUAAGGAUGCAGAGAACUUGUUUGAGGAAAUGACUGAGAGAAAUGCAGUUCCCAAUUUGGUCACCUAUAACACGCUUAUUGAUGGAUAUUGUAAGGUGGGUGAAGUGGAGAAGGCUUUUGAUUUAAGAGAUAGAAUGAAGAGUAAAAAUGUGGAGCUUAAUAUUCUUACUUACAAUUCAUUGCUAAGUGGGCUUUGUCGGGCAAGAAAAAUGGAUGAAGCGAAGCAACUUUUGGAAGAAAUGAAAGCUACUGGUUUGGUGCCUGAUUGUUUUACUUAUAGUGUGCUUUUUGAUGGGCAUUCCAGGUGUGGUGAUAGUGAGGCAUCACUAGCUUUAUUUGAAGAAGCAAUGAAAAGAGGGGUGAGAAUUAAUCAUUAUACUUGUAGUAUUCUGUUAAAUGGUUUAUGCAAAGAUGGGAAGAUGGAAAUUGCAGAGGAGGUUUUAAAGAAACUAAGGGAAAUUGGGUUGGUUCUGGAUGAGGUAAUUUAUAACACCAUGGUUAAUGGUUAUUGUAUAAGAGGUGACAUGGAAAAGGCCAUUUCUACAAUUGGAGAAAUGGAAGUUCAUGGGUUGAGACCAAAUUGCAUAACUUUCAAUUCUUUGAUUGGUAAGUUCUUUGAAAUGAAGAAGAUUGAUAAGGCAGAGGAAUGGAUUCAGAAAAUGGCACAAAAAGGAGUUUCCCCAGAUGCAGCGACAUAUAACAUCUCAAUCAAAGGUUAUGGAGUAAUGCGCGAAUUCGAUAAGUGUUUUCUCAUUCUUGAAGAAAUGGAGAGUAAAGGGGUUAAACCAAAUGUUGUAACUUAUGGUUCUGUCAUAAGUUGUUUAUGUGGGGAUGGUAGGCUCCUCGAGGCUGAAGUAAUUCUAAGGGAUAUGAUGAUUAGAGGCGUUAGAGCAAAUGCACAGAUAUAUAAUAUAAUCAUUGAUGGUUUGUGUAAUGCAGGAAAGUUAAAUGAUGCCCUUAGAAUCUUUGAUGAGAUGGUGAAAAUUGGUAUACGUCCAACACUUGUGACAUACAACUCAUUAAUUCAUGGGUUUUGCAGAAAAGGAAAAUUGACUGAGGCUGAAGGCUUGUUUUCCCAAAUUCCAAUUAGCGGAUAUAGUCCUGAUGUCAUCACUUAUAAUUCUUUAAUUUCUGGUUAUUCUGAUGUAGAAGACAGUGAGAAAUGUUUGCAGUUGUAUGAAACUAUGAAGAGAGUGGGGAUUAAGCCUACACUAAAAACAUUUCAUCCUCUAAUUAGUGGAUGCAGUAAGGAAGGUAUGGAGGUAGCAGAGAGAGUAUAUCAAGAGAUGUUAGAGCUUGGUUUGGCCCCAGAUCAACUUAUAUUCAAUGCCAUGAUUCAUGGUUAUGCAGAGCAUGGUGAUACUCAAAAGGCAACUGCUCUGCAUACUGAGAUGAUAAACAAGGGACUUCAUGUUAACAAGAUGACCUACAAUAGCUUGAUUCUGGGACAUUUUAGAGAAGGAAAAUUGUCUGAGAUAAAUGAUAUUGUCAAUGAUAUGAAGGCCAAAGGAUUGGCUCCUAAAGCUGACACCUACUAUUUACUUGUUAAGGGAUAUUGUGAACAGAAAGACUUUAGCGGGGCAUAUAUUUGGUACAGAGAAAUGUUUGACAAUGGUUUUAUUUUGAAUAAUAACAUAGCUAAGGAGCUUGUCUCUGGUCUUUGCCAAGAGGGUAUGUUGCUGGAAAGCCAGGUUGUCUCCUCAGAAAUGAGCGUCAAAGAAGAAGAUGAUUGCAGCUUUAAUGAGGAGGAUCUUUCUACUGUUUCUAAAAUGUGAGUUGAUUCCAAACAUGGUUGGUGGGAACUUCACACUUUGCAGGGUCACUGUUCUGCCCGUAGACCCGGUAUUGAAGAGGGUAAAGAUCACUUGAGGAAUUCAUUAUUGGUGAAAAUAGCUGGUAGAAUAUUUCUAUUCUUGAUUAUUCUAUCAGCACCCACACCUGUUUUACGAUCAGCAAGAUACACCUCUGCAUCAACAUUUAAUUUUAAACCCAAACCAGCAGGCAGCUUCCAAGUUCCUUGAGCAGUAGGGACAGCAGCAGCGGGAAUCAAAACUGGGUCUGGUGGCGCACAAGCUGCUAUAUAUUGGAGCACGUAAGAGGCGGCAAAGAAUGCAAGAGCAGCCGCUGGCCUUCCUCAUCGACCAUGAGCAGCCCAUUCUGUUCUGUCCAGAUAUACCACAUUAUAAUAGAUUCCAAUUCAGCUUUGAAAAAUGAAGACAAAUGUACCAAGUAGUCCUCAUGAACCAUUGAGUUUGCCUUGUGAAAAUCAAAAUGAUAGUCUGAAUGAUUUCAAAGCAAUUAUUUAUAUAUUAAUGAAAGAUAGUGUAAAUAUAUCUUUGGACUGGUACAUACAAAUUUGUCCUUAGAAUGCCAUUUGUUGCUAGUGUACGUAUUGAGAAGAUUGUGCUCAAAAUUCAUAUUUAUUUAAUAUGAAACCAUCAUUAAUUGUGAAAGUAGAACUACUGGUCAAUAUUGUCAUCUACUAUGAAAUUUUAGCUAUGCUCAAAAAUGUUAUGCUGAACAUUUUAUAAGAGAAUUAGAGGCAGAAAAGAGAAAUACAUUAUAACUGUAGACUUUAUCUCAUUUCUUACUUUCUUUUUUCUCAAACAAUUCCAAGGAAAUAGAAAGACAACUACAAAAUUUCACAAUUACAAGCAAUUCACUCAAAUAACUUCAACCUACUUGGGUGGUCAAACCCAGAAGAUUUUACUUCACUUGAUCUUUUUCCCCCUCUUUGUGCUUCAUUUCAUACAACAUUUCCUUUUUGUGUUUUCUCGUUACAUUUCUUGAAUAUUCACAAGAGAACUAACAGAUCUUCGAGUUCACUAACUCGAAAUUUUAUGAUGAACUUGAAAAGAAUGACAAUAUAAUUUUUUUUUUCUUUUUUCUUUUUUCUUUUUUCCCCUUCUUUUUUACAAGCUAUAGGAGACAACUCACAAUUUUUAAAAAAGCAGAUAUUACGUUGGUGAAGAAAAGUAUGUUUAUGAAGGCACAUGGCUAAGAGAGAGAUCAGAGGAUACUUGAUCAUUGAUCUUAUUAUUGGGUUCCCUAUUAAGAGUUUGGGACAAAGGUGCCAACAUAUCCAAACCCCAUGAUGAAAAAGGCUAUUGCUUGUACGAAAAGGUAAAUGAAGAAGUGGUUCUUGCC
Cannabis sativa is the source of this 4001-nucleotide messenger RNA. RefSeq names its product pentatricopeptide repeat-containing protein At5g12100, mitochondrial. NCBI's taxonomy places the organism in Eukaryota, Viridiplantae, Streptophyta, Magnoliopsida, Rosales, Cannabaceae. The transcript has 3 exons. The coding region runs from base 158 to 2629 and encodes 823 amino acids. Gene Ontology annotation, molecular function: protein binding. The record is from RefSeq and is a predicted model, not a curated record.